Calidris pugnax (ruff) is the source of this 1837-nucleotide messenger RNA. It is a transcript of the gene HTR1A, whose product is annotated as 5-hydroxytryptamine (serotonin) receptor 1A, G protein-coupled. NCBI's taxonomy places the organism in Eukaryota, Metazoa, Chordata, Aves, Charadriiformes, Scolopacidae. The record is from RefSeq and is a predicted model, not a curated record. Gene Ontology annotation, biological process: regulation of vasoconstriction; regulation of hormone secretion; regulation of behavior. The transcript has a single exon. Gene Ontology annotation, cellular component: plasma membrane. Bases 127 to 1368 code for a protein of 413 amino acids. Gene Ontology annotation, molecular function: G protein-coupled serotonin receptor activity.
GGGGGGGUGCCCGGCGUGGCCAAAGCGCACGGGGCGGCGAUGCCUCCUGCCAGGGGAGCGCACAAGUGACCGGCGCCUCUUCCCAUGCCCGUCUCCUGAAGCGACCCCCCCCCACCCCCGCCCGGCAUGGAUGUGGCCAACAACACUACCUCCCCAGAGCGCUCUCCCGAGGGGGCAGGCAGCCCCGGCCUCGCCGAGGUGACCCUGGGCUACCAGCUGCUCACCUCCCUGCUCCUGGGCACGCUCAUCCUGUGCGCCGUGAGCGGCAACGCCUGCGUGAUCGCGGCUAUCGCCCUGGAGCGCUCCCUGCAAACCGUGGCCAACUAUCUGAUCGGCUCGCUGGCCGUCACCGACCUCAUGGUGUCCGUGCUGGUGCUGCCCAUGGCGGCCCUCUACCAGGUGCUGAACAAGUGGACGCUGGGGCAAGUCACCUGCGACAUCUUCAUCUCGCUGGACGUGCUGUGCUGCACCUCUUCCAUCCUGCACCUGUGCGCCAUCGCCUUGGACAGGUACUGGGCCAUCACGGACCCCAUCGACUAUGUCAACAAGAGGACUCCCCGGCGGGCCGCCGUGCUCAUCAGCCUGACCUGGCUCAUCGGCUUCUUGAUAUCCAUCCCGCCGAUGCUGGGCUGGAGGACGCCGGAGGACCGCUCGGACCCCGACGCCUGCACCAUCAGCAAAGACCACGGGUACACCAUCUACUCCACCUUCGGCGCCUUCUACAUCCCUCUUCUCCUCAUGCUGGUGCUCUACGGCCGCAUCUUCAAGGCGGCCCGCUUCAGGAUCCGCAAGACCGUCAAGAAAGCGGAGAAGAAGAAAAUCGCCGACACUUGCCUCACCCUCUCCCCGGCCGCCCUGCAGAAGAAAAGCAACGGAGAGCCCGGCAAGGGCUGGCGGCGGACUGUGGAGCCCAAGCCCGGUGCGUGUGUCAACGGCGCGGUACAGCAGGGCGAGGACGGGGCCGCCCUGGAGAUCAUCGAGGUCCAGCGCUGCAACAGCUCCUCCAAGACUCACCUGCCGCUGCCCAGCGAGGCGUGCGGGUCCCCGCCGCCCCCCUCCUUCGAGAGGCGCAACGAGAAGAACACGGAGGCCAAGCGGAGGAUGGCUCUGUCCCGGGAGAGGAAGACUGUCAAGACCCUGGGCAUCAUUAUGGGCACCUUCAUCCUCUGCUGGCUGCCGUUCUUCAUCGUGGCGCUGGUCCUGCCCUUUUGUGACAGUAAGUGCUACAUGCCCAAGUGGCUGGGGGCAGUCAUCAACUGGCUGGGCUACUCCAACUCCCUCCUCAACCCCAUCAUCUAUGCCUAUUUCAACAAAGACUUCCAAAGUGCUUUUAAGAAAAUUAUCAAGUGCAAAUUUUGCAGGCAGUGAACCCCGCCGCUCCCGGACGGGGCAGCGGAGGCUCCCGCCGCUCGCUCCAUCCGCCUGUCCCCCCCCGCCGCAGUGUGCCCCCCGCCCAGACCCUCUACCGCGCCGGCGUAAGGGCGGGGGGCGCCGGGACGCCCCGUCCACAGCGCGACGGGGUCCCGGGCUCCUCCGCCCGUCGGACAAGCCCCGCGGAGCAGGGCAGGGCUCCACCGGGGGCAGCGGGGGAGGGAGGGGGGGAUGCUCGCCUCGGGAGGGUUCCGCGGCCGCCCCCCGCCCCUUCCUGGCCUCGGUGGGGCUCCGCUGCUGGGCGCCGGCGCUCCUGCCCCCCUUCCUUCCUUCCUUCCUCCCUCUCUCCCUCCCCUCCAUCAUUCUGGGUAGACUUAAGGUUUGCAGGUCGUUGCUUGUGGUCGCUGUAAACCACAGUGUCUGCCCGAGUAGCAUCGGUAAAAUUAAACUACCCUAUGCAGAAAAA